Aphanomyces astaci is the source of this 1030-nucleotide messenger RNA. RefSeq lists its product as hypothetical. The record is from RefSeq and is a predicted model, not a curated record. Gene Ontology annotation, molecular function: S-adenosylmethionine-dependent methyltransferase activity. Lineage: Eukaryota; Oomycota; Saprolegniomycetes; Saprolegniales; Verrucalvaceae. The transcript is spliced from 3 exons. Bases 96 to 920 code for a protein of 274 amino acids.
GGACGAAGGUUUUGUGUUUUUACUGUAACGUUAAGCUUGCUUUGUCAUCGGUGUGGAGGUCGCAAUCACUUCCCGCCGUCCAUUCUCUCUGUAGCAUGCUACGAGUCACGUCCAAGCUUCGUCAGAUGUCCACGCGAAGCACCACAGCCAGCGGCUCUACCGUGUAUGAGUCGGAUCGUGCGGCUCACGAGUAUCUUCAGUUCCACUUCGGGGACUCCAGCGAAGUCGUGCCGUAUUCGUUUACCCCGGCAGACGCACUGCAAUUCCUUCCUCGAUGUGUGCAGGAUUCCGUGACUCAUCUCCCGAAGGAACAUCGUCGCCAACGCGCGUUGGAGGUCGGAUGCGCCGUUGGUCGAUCGUCGUUUGAAUUGGCCCGUCACUUUGACGAGGUGGUGGGCAUUGAUUUCUCGCACCACUUUAUCGAGGUGGCGAACGGCAUCAAGGCCACCGGGUCGGCCGAGUACGAAGCGUUGAUUCAGGGCGACGUGAAGCAGACCCGCUUGGCCAAGGUCGCCGCCGACAUCGAUCGGUCCAAAGUUACGUUUACACAAGGCGACGCGUGCAACUUGGACACUACGGCACUGGGCUCGUUUGACUUGGUGUUUGCGUCGAACUUGCUCUGCCGGCUGCCCCAACCCAAGCAAUUUCUGGACGCAUUGCCGUCUCUCGUGCGUCCGAACGGCCUCUUGGCGCUGAUCAGCCCAUAUUCGUGGCUGGAAGAGUAUACGCCCAAGGAGCAUUGGAUUGGCGGCACGGUGCUUGCAGAUGGCACGGCCGUCGACUCGUUUGCGGAAAUCCAACGACUGCUGGCGCCCCACUUUACCCUCGUGGACCGGACGCAGUACCCGUUUCUGAUCCGCGAACACGAUCGCAAGUUCCAGUACGGUGUCUCAGACGGCACGUUCUGGCGCCGAGUUUGAGACUGAGCCAAGACGGUAGUUAGUUACUUCGAAGUAAGUACAUGUGUACACAGACAACAUCUCAAUCAUUCCUCUGCUCGUUGAUAAAUACUAGUUUACCUCGUAUGCGG